AUGCCAACUCUGCGUAUUGGCACCAAACCUUUUGGUGAAUUUUUGGACCUUGAUCUGGCUGAUACAAAUUUUCAUGAGCCAGGCUCUAUAGAUGUCAUAUUGGGAGCUGACCUUUAUGGCUCUCUAUUACACGGUGAAAUUAUACAAUCAUCAUCUGCUUGUGCUCCUGUAGCACAACGUACCCAUUUAGGAUGGGUUAUCUACAGACGCUUGCCCGAAUCUACAACUAGAGAGUUGUCAACGAGUUUUUGUGCAUUUUCGCAGGCUGAGCUCGCUUAUUUAGUUCAGUGUAUGUGGAAAUUUAUCAAAAACGAGGAUGUGGAAUCUUCUUCCAAGAUGACACAAGAUGAACUCUACUGCGAAGAAUUCUUUAAAAAAACGGUGCAACGGACCAGCUCUGGACGAUACAUCGUCAAAUACCCGUUUAAGGAUUCCAUCGAUCUUGAAAGUUUGGCGGACUCUCAAGGAGACGCUCAAAAGCUUUUUCAUCACCAAUUAUAUCACCUAAAUCGCAAUCCAAAAUUGAAAAAAAUGUAUCAAGAUUUUAUGUCAGAAUAUAUUGAACUCGGGCACAUGGAACCUGUGAACGAAGAAGUGUCUGCUCGACAAGUUUGCUACAUUCCACAUCACGGUGUUAACAAGGAUUCCAGCUCGACAACAAAAUUGAGAGUGGUUUUCAAUGCCGCUAGGAAGUACAAAUCAGGUAAAUCACUUAAUGAUUGUCUCCAUGAAGGUCCUAAACUACAGAGUGACCUGUCAGCAAUAAUUUUGAAAUGGCGAACGCAUCGAAUUGGAUUUAUGGCAGACAUUGAAAAGUGCUACAGGCAAAUACUUGUCCACCGAGACGAUGUCGAUAUGCAGCGCAUAAUUUGGACAGAUAAAGCGGGAUUACCAGUUACGUACAGAUUACUUACGGUCACCUAUGGUUUAAACUGCUCCCCGUGUGUCACAAUUAAGGUUCUCCAUACCCUGGCCGAUGAUGAAGAAGCUGACUUUCCUCAAGCUGCAAAGGUAUUACGGGAAUCAUUUUACAUGGAUGACUGUCUUCAUGGAACUGAUUCAGUUGAGACUGCUCAACAACUACAAACAGAGCUACAGCAGUUGCUGCAUCGAGGAGGUUUCAUGUUAAAAAAAUGGAACUCAAAUUCUGACGAGUUUCUACAAGGUAUUAACAUGACUGAGAAGUUAAGUGACAGUUGCUGCGAACUAAAUUUGGAUCGAGAAACAAAAGCGCUUGGCAUUUAUUGGUUUUGUCAGAGUGAUUGCAUAGGCUAUAAGGUGAACGUCACCAAAGUUUCAUCAGCAAUCACAAAACGUCAGCAACUGUCCGAUGUUGCCAAAAUUUAUGACCCAACUUGUCUUCUGGCUCCAGUAGUAAUUACUGGAAAAAUAACCUGUCAACAACUUUGGCUGUGUGGUAUAUCUUGGGACGAUCCACUUCCAGAGCCGCACCAGAAAAACUGGGUUAAAUUUCGUGAAGAGCUUCCGCUGAUUGAUCACAUUAAAGUUCCCAGAUGGGUUUUCUCGUCACCAAACGCACUAAGUUGUCAACUACAUGUCUUUUCGGAUGCGUCUACCUCCGCUUAUGCCGCUGUUGCCUACCUACGAGUUAAAACCUUUAACGGUGACAUUAAGGUUUCGAUCCUCAUGGCCAAAACUAAAGUGGCGCCUUUGAAGAAAAUUACUGUUCCCUGUUUGGAACUCAAUGGGGCACUUCUUGCCUCAAAAUUGGCAUUCAAAGUUCUCGAAACACUGCCACUGACGUCAAUAACUCUUUACUGCUGGUCUGACUCGAAGACAACUUUAAGCUUGAUUAGAUCAAAUCCAGGACAACAUAAACAGUACGUGGCGAACCGAAUCGCCAAAAUCCAAGAGCUGACACAUAUCGAUUGUUGGAUGUAUGUGCCUACUAAAAGUAAUCCGGCUGACGUAGCCUCCCGCGGUGUGUAUCCUUCUCAGCUAGGGACCCUUGAUAUGUGGUGGUCUGGUCCAUCAUGGCUACGGAACGAUAAAUCCGAAUGGCCGAAACAAAUUUUCGGCUUCAAUAAUGUACCCGAAGUUACAACACUGCUGACUACCCAAGCUCCGCCUGAACUAACGGAGGAUUUAGGAGCGAUGGGUUUACUCUACAAAUACUCCAACAUUAACACCUUGGUUGGAGUCACAUGCUGGUGUAAUCGCUAUAUUGCAAUUAAAUUGAAAAAACCACAUCCAACAUCAGCCUGGUCCACGGCUUCUGAAAGACGAGAGGCUUUACACCUCUGGAUCAGGUAUGUUCAAAAAAUACAUUUUGCUAAUGAAGUUUCUUGUCUCUCUCAAGGUAGACCAAUAAGUUCAACAAGCAAGUUAUUGAAGUUAAAUCCAAUGAUCGAUGAAAAUGGCAUCUUACGAUUGAAUGGUCGAUUGAAAAAUGCUAUAUUGUCUGCAUCUGAACGGUUUCCCAUCAUUCUUCCUAAGGAAAGUAAACUAACGAAGAUGCUCAUUGAUCAAGGGCAUACAUCUACUAUGCAUGGUGGCAAACAGGCUACUCUUAACCUUCUUCGAAGACGCUAUUGGAUAAUCGACUGCCGUGUCGCAGUUCAUAAGUUCAUCCGCAAAUGUGUGACCUGUAUUCGCCAUAGAGCACAAUCCACUAACCAGAUUAUGGGAAAUCUUCCCACUGCUCGCUGUACACCUGCAGUUCCUUUCAAGCAUUCUGGUUUAGAUUAUGCGCCCAACUAA
Messenger RNA from Episyrphus balteatus (marmalade hoverfly), 2721 nucleotides. RefSeq lists its product as uncharacterized. The record is from RefSeq and is a predicted model, not a curated record. Bases 1 to 2721 code for a protein of 906 amino acids. The transcript has a single exon. NCBI's taxonomy places the organism in Eukaryota, Metazoa, Arthropoda, Insecta, Diptera, Syrphidae.